Molecule: messenger RNA, 1065 nt
Organism: Triticum dicoccoides
Lineage: Eukaryota; Viridiplantae; Streptophyta; Magnoliopsida; Poales; Poaceae
Product: BTB/POZ and MATH domain-containing protein 3-like
Exons: 2
Coding region: 1-1065 (354 amino acids)
Biological process (GO): protein ubiquitination
Molecular function (GO): protein binding
Source: RefSeq, a predicted model, not a curated record
AUGUCCUUCGCCGGCGCAUCCUUCGUUGCUGGCGGUAGGCUGCUACAGCCACCCGCGCAGUCGGCCAUGAUCUACUCCGGCACGGCCAGCAGCGGCAGCUGGUGGUAUCACCUGCUUGUGGUCGAAGGCUACUCCCGCGUCAAAGAACUGCCCGAUGGAAGGAGAAUCAGAGGUCGCACCUUCCGAGCUGGAGGUUACCGAUGGGCUCUGAAAUUCUAUCCCAAUGGUGAUGGCAUCGAUGCUGCCGGUUUCAUGUCCGUUUGUCUCAUCCUUGAUCAGGAUGUUGCACGAUCUGUGAAGGUGCAUACUCAGUUUAGUUUCAUUGAUCAGGUUGACAAGCAAGUACUUUCAUGCACCCGUGCAAGUAAAGCACAUGAUUUCUUGAGAAAAAACUGCGGCUAUGGUCGAAGUCGAUUCAUCAAACGAGAGGAAUUUGAGAAGUCACAGCAUCUCAAGGAUGACUGUUUCACCAUCCGGUGUGACUUCAUCAUCGCCGAAGCCGCUGCUACCUUCAUUGAGGUUGGCUCUGAUGUGACUUUCAAGGUCGGCCAUGAGAGUUUUGCUGCUCACCGGAACAUUCUCGCAGCACGUUCCCCUGUCUUCAUGGCGGAGCUCUUCGGCCCCAUGAAGGAGGGGACCAUGACGGGUGCCAUACUGAUACAAGACAUGGAGCCGAACGUGUUCAAGGCCAUGCUUGGUUUCAUCUACAGCGACUUGAUGCCCAAGAUGAUGAAAGUGGGAGGAGAAGCAGAAGGUGACGCCGAUGAGGUUACGUGGCUGCGACACUUGCUUGCUGCGGCGGAUAGGUUUGAUCUCCCGCGGCUCAAGUCGAUGUGUGAAGAGAGGCUAUCGGAGCACAUAGAUUUGAGCUCGGUGACAGCCAUCCUUGGUCUGGCAGCGCAGCACCAUUGCCACGGACUUAAGGAGGCCUGCCUGGAGUUCCUCAAAGUACAAUCUGCUGCAACCUUGGGAGGAGUCAUGGCGACCAGCGAGUGGCGACACAUGUCUGCAACUGAUCCCUCCAUUUUGAAUGAGCUCAUCGCCAAGCUUGCCUCGAAAGCUUAG